AUGUCGAAAUUCCUGAAGGCAGCAGGAGAACAAUGUCCCGUUUACCUAAACAGCAAUUGUCCAGCCCAGCACAGUGAAAGAAACUUUCAUGCAUAUGCAGGGCUACCAAAGAAAUCGGGGCACUCCUGCCUCAGGCAUAAAAAGCUGUAUAAAAUAGCCUCGCUGGAAGCGGCACUCAUGAACAGAGGGAGGUCCGAGGCGAUAGAGAGCACUGAUUCAACUGAACGAGUCUCCCCGCUGGGGACAGGACAAGAGAAUAUUCACCCCGCGUUCCGUCACGGUGCUGCGGGGCCACGCUCGCCUCCCUCCCGCCUCCCCGGGCGCCCCUCAGCGGGGCGAACACCCGGAGCCCGCCCCGCCGCCCGCGGCUCCCUCCGCGCCUGCGCCGUGGCGAGAGGUCGGCGCUUCCCCUUCCGGCCGUGCCGCGGCUCUGUCAACAUGGCAGCGGCGCCGGGCGGGCGGCCGCGCUGCCUCCUCUGGGCGGCAGUGGUUGCACAUGUGGUGGCGUCAGGUGCGGGUUUCGUGGAGGAUCUAGAUGAGUCGUUUAAAGAAAACCGCAAAGAUGAUAUUUGGCUUGUAGAUUUUUAUGCACCUUGGUGUGGCCACUGUAAGAAACUGGAGCCUGUGUGGAAUGAAGUGGGCAUAGAAAUGAGAAACAUGGGUUCUCCAGUAAAAGUUGGGAAGAUGGAUGCAACUUCCUUUUCUAGUAUUGCAUCUGAAUUUGGAGUGCGAGGCUAUCCAACCAUUAAGCUCUUGAAAGGUGACUUGGCAUACAACUACAGAGGACCUAGAACCAAAGAUGAUAUAAUUGAGUUUGCUAAUAGAGUGGCAGGACCUCUCAUCAGGCCACUUCCUAGCCAGCAUAUGUUUGAGCAUGUGCAAAAGAGACAUCGUGUACUUUUUGUGUAUGUUGGUGGUGAAUCUCCUUUAAAGGAAAAAUACAUUGAGGUUGCUUCAGAACUAAUAGUUUAUACAUACUUUUUUUCUGCCUCAGAAGAUGUGCUGCCUGAGUAUGUGACAUUGCCUGAAUUACCUGCUGUGAUGGUCUUCAAAGAUGGAACUUACUUUGUUUAUGAUGAGUAUGAAGAUGGUGAUUUGUCAUCGUGGAUAAACAGAGAAAGAUUUCAAGGCUACCUUCAUGUCGAUGGCUUUACACUGUAUGAACUUGGAGAUACAGGAAAACUUGUGGCUAUUGCAGUCAUUGAUGAUAAAAACUCUUCAGUGGAACAUACCAGAUUAAAGUCUAUUAUUCAGGAAGUUGCCAGAGAUUAUCGGGAUCACUUUCACAGGGAUUUCCAGUUUGGCCAUAUGGAUGGAAAUGAUUACAUUAAUAGUUUACUAAUGGAUGACUUGACAAUCCCUACUAUUGUUGUAUUGAAUACCUCCAAUCAGCAAUAUUUUCUACCAGAUAGGCACAUUGAGAGCACAGAAGACAUGGUUCAAUUUAUUAACAAUAUCCUGGAUGGUACAGCUGAAGCACAGGGUGGUGAUGGACUUCUGCAAAGAAUCAAGAGAAUAAUCUAUGAUGCCAAGUCUACUAUAGUGUCUGUGUUCAAGAGUUCACCACUGCUGGGAUGCUUUCUCUUUGGGUUACCCCUGGGGGUCAUCAGCAUCAUGUGUUAUGGAAUCUGCACAGCUGAUACAGAGGGAGAGGUGUUUGAGCAUGAGGGAGCCAAAAAGGAAAGUGGCGAUCGAGAGCUCACAGAUGAAGGCAGUGAGGAAGAACAAGAGGAGGAAAAGAAUGGAAAAUACACAGAACUUUCAGAUGGAGAGCUUAAACAGAAAGACAUUAUGGAAAAGAAAAAAGACUAACUUGUUUAGCAAGAGAAUUCUCUAGAAUUUCCAAAUAGACUUAUUUAUUGGCGAUUGUCAUUUAUUGGUUAUCUUCAUGAAAGAGGAUUGUUUUAUCUGCAUAAUGGUAGUUUUGACUUGCAUGUAUUCACAUUUUCUCAGAAAUUGACAGAAAAAAAAUGGAUGUUCUCUUAAUUGUCCUUAGUAGAUUAACAAAGAGCAAUUUAAACUGAAGAAAUUUUCAGAUACAGUUCUAUACCAUUUUUGUAAGAGUUUUGAAUUGUUCAUUUCCAAAACAGAGAUAAUGUUACUUGACCUUACUAUAUGUGAUGAACUGCUAUUAAUAUAGCCCAGCUAUGCACUUAAUCAUAGAAAAAUUAAAGCUGAAAACAAGGAAAAGUUAAGAGAGCUGUAAAGUGGUUUAGAGCCUGAUAGCUGAAGACAACUUAAAAGUUUCCUAAGAAGUCACAUGUUCUACCUGUUGCACAUUAGUAUGGGAAAAGAAAAACAAAACCAAAACAACAAACUUCUGUUUCCUCAAAUUAAAUGUAAAUUUUUGGGAAUUGGAGGACCGUUCUACCAUAGCAGUCAAGAAUGUUUACUAGAUACAGAAUAUGGGAAUUAUAUGCUGUUUAUUAGUGCUUUAGCAGCUAAAAAUAUUGGAAAAUUAUGUUAAAAACCUUUCAGAACAUGAUUGCCUGGUAAUUACUUUCUGUGAGUGCUUGCACACUUAGAGUGCAAAAGCUCUGUAAGAUUUCUGAAUCCACAGCACAGCUUGAUAAAGGAAAACAUCAAUAUGAACACCUGAUUAUUUGUAUAAUUCUCUAAUGACAAGCUUUAUGAAUGGUGUUUAUUUAUUUUACAGUGUAUACUUGAGAUUGUUAUAUAUCUUUGAAAUAGGUAGUUUUGUUUGAGACUGUUACCUUCUCUUAGGAGGGAGUUAAUGAAGCUUAAUAUUAACAUUGGUAAAGAUUGAUCAGUAUAAAGCAUGUUUGUGACCUGUUUCAUCAUAAAAGCCACUUUUAAUACAAACCUGUGACUGCAAAAAGGACUAAUUUGUGUCCAGGGCUAAAACUCUCCAAUGGUAAGCUAUAAAGCAGCCUUUGGCAUCAAUGCCUUGAAAAGUACAAAAACGAAACUUGUAUUACUCCACCUCAAACUAUUCAUGCUGGGUUUUUUCAUUUUAUUUCUCUUUUUUUUUUUAAGGGUAUAUUACUGCAUAAUACAAAACAUUAUGUCCUCCUUAUAAGGCAGCUUGAUCACAUAAGAAAUCGCUAUUUAGUGCUACAGCACUAAAUUUAGGAAUUUUAAGUAGUAACCAUGAGUAAGUUUAAAUAGACAAGUUCUAUGUUUGAGUAAAUUUGAUAAUGCUGUAGAAUUACAACCAGGGAAAAUGUAUUGCAUUCUUCUUCCCUGUGGGAAAGAAACUUGUUUCUUCUAUUUAAGUAGCUUGGUAACAGCUGGCUUCAGGUUGCCAUGCAGAGUACCUUAAGUAGAUCUCUGACUUGAAAGAUUUUGGUUAUCAAACAGUAUAAACAACAUGUAAAGAGAUUAGGAAUUUAAAAAAAAAAAUUCCAUGUCUGAUUAUGAAUACAAACCUUUUCCUUUUUGAAGGAAAGAUUAUAAGUGUGGUCAUAGAAACUGAGUAGCAGCUAUCUGAUAUGGUUUUUUUUUCCCAUUUUUUAUAUUUUCUCUGUUUUCUUUCUAUGAAUUGCCUUUUUUUCAUUUUUCUCAUUAUAGCCAGUUGUACAUAGUGACCUUAGUUUUCUUCCUUUUUGUUGAGGUUUUAUUUUUUUGGUAGAACCUUUAGGAGGUGUAGGUUUAGCAUAUAUAUGAGGAAUAGGUGCUUAAAAAUGUUUUUAGAAAGGGGUAUUUUCUUUAAUGGCAUUGAGCUCUGAGCAAUUUAUUGAAAAAAAUUUUAAAAAUCAUUUAAUGAAAAACUUGUAAAUUUCUUUGGACUUCUGCACAACUCGGUGCUGAUUAGUCAAAAUGUAGAACUAUUAAGACAGUAGUAUCUUUUCUUUGUCUCUUUUCUUAAGAUUUCAGUACAGAUCAGUUGCAUAUUUAAUGUUGGCUCAGGCUGGAAACCUGCAGCAUUUGACUUAAAAAAACCUGACGUGGUCACUGGAACCGUGCUGUUCUUUCUCUGGAGUGUAAGGAAAAGGAAAAAAAAAAUGCUUGAGUUCUGCUGCUGAACUGUUUCAACGUGGAGCCUUCUUUUUUUGUGGUUAUUUUUGUUUGUGUUUAUAGUCAGUAGUAGCCAGUUGACUAGCAGGGAAGUAUUCUGAGAUGUGGACAUGAAUAAUGAUAAAUACUGUUGUAGAAAUGGAUCACACUGGGAUCUGUUCAAACUGUAGCACUUAAUAGCUGGAGUUAGGAGGGAAGCCUGUGUGUCAGUCACUUCUGAACUCUAAUAUCUAUCAGAUGUGUACUGAACUGUUGAAAAUUAGAUUUGAAAUGUACUGCUGUUUUCAUCAAAUCCUUCCCCAAGCUACACUGAACAAGUCGUGGGGAGAAAAAAAGGGGGACAGGUCAUAUACUGGGUGUCAGAAGUGAUGUGAAAUUAAGGUGUUUGCUGUGGUCACUCAAGUAAUCUAGAAUGCUGUCUCAGGAGGGGCAUUUUAUUUCUUUUCUUCAGUCUCUAGAGGUUUCUUAAAGCAACUUCACUGUAAUAACUUUGGAUUCAUAAAAUAAUGCUGCUUUUUUAAGUCAAGUGUAAGCCUUUUGUUUUUCUGUAAUAAAAAGGAUGUAAAAGA
Messenger RNA from Melospiza georgiana, 4547 nucleotides. RefSeq names its product thioredoxin related transmembrane protein 3 (gene TMX3). Gene Ontology annotation, biological process: peptidyl-cysteine oxidation. The transcript has 17 exons. Gene Ontology annotation, cellular component: endoplasmic reticulum. Gene Ontology annotation, molecular function: protein disulfide isomerase activity. The record is from RefSeq and is a predicted model, not a curated record. Lineage: Eukaryota; Metazoa; Chordata; Aves; Passeriformes; Passerellidae. The coding region runs from base 1 to 1812 and encodes 603 amino acids.